GGAAACGGGCCAACGGCCGCUCUGUAGUCGAUCGCUUGAUGUCCUGUCGUUAGGCAGGUUGUCAGGGCGUCUUGUAAACAGUUGGUUUUAAAAAUGGAAGACGCUCAGGAAGAGUUAAUAGAGGAGGAGGAAGAGGAGCCCGAUCAGUGCGGCGACGCGCCGCCAUCGUCCCUCAAAGCCCCGUUUCGCUCCAGCCGCAUGCAGAUCCAGCGGAGCAGCGUCUGCUCUCGGGCGUACUUCGUGGUGGUCAUGGUCUUCUUCCAUGUUUACAUCGUGAACGUCAUCGGCCUGCUGCUCUACGUGCACUACAACAACGGGCCGGUCGGCGGAGACGGGGGGCCGUCGGUCAGCGAGGGGGAAACCCCGUUACCUCACCCGGACCCGGGGUCAACAGAGCGCCAGGCGGAGGGCUACGCGCAGAGCUGCAGGCUCCCACGCAUCGAGGGGAUACGGGUGGGGCAUGUUCAGCAGGUGUCCCUCAUGCCAGACAGGACGCACGCCAUGAGGACGCUCAGCCUGAAACCUCUGCUGUUUGAGAUCCCCGGCUUCCUGUCGGAGGAGGAGUGCCGCGUGGUGGUGCAGCUGGCUCAGCUCAAGGGUCUGAUGGAGAGCCGGACCACGGCGGCCGGCCGGGGCCAGGAGGAGUCUAGCCAGCUUUCCCUCAGCACGGAGGAGGUCUUCAGUCUGCUAGACCUGAACCAGGACGGGCUGCUGCAGACACACGAGAUUGUGAGUCACUCGCGCUCCCGGGAUGGAACCUGGUUGAACCCUGACAACCUACGGCAGAUCCUCUCUGGUCUGGAAGCCCGUCCAACAGGGGUGCUGACCCUGGAGGACUUCAGGCGUGUUUACGACCAGUCCCAGCGGCCUGGGAAGCUGCGCAGUCGGUUCAACCAGAGGAACAAACACACGUGGCUUCACCAAGGCCCAGGAUCCCACCGUGUGCUGCAGGCCCUCAGGAACAGACUGACCGGUCUGACUCGCCUGCCCUCCACGCUGGUCGAGCUGAGCGAGCCGCUGCAGGUGAUUCGCUACGAGAACGGAGACUUCAGCGACGCCCACCACGACAGCAGCGCCUCUCAUUUGGAGACCACCUGCGCUCACUCGCGACUGGCGGGCAACACGUCUGCUGUCACGGAGGUCUCCUGCAGGUACCUCACCAUGUUGUUCUACCUCAGCUCCGUAGAGGAGGGCGGGGACACCACCUUUCCUGUGGCCGACAACCGCACCUACGAGGAGCAGGCGCUGCUACAGGACGGAGUUGAUCUGACGGACACCCAGCAGACGUGUGGCCGAGGCAACGUGAGGAUCAAACCUGCCGCCGGCGCCGCGCUGCUCUGGUACAACCACCUCUCUGAUGGACGAGGUUGGAUGGGUGAGCUGGACGAGUAUUCGCUGCACGGCGACUGCCCGGUGAGCCGUGGGGUGAAGUGGACGGCCAACAGCUGGGUGAACGUGGACCCGGAUCACCAGCAGCAGGCCCGCUACCAGAGACUAGUUGUUCAAAGGCAUGGAUCCAAGGCGGGCAUGGAGGAGCACUACCAGCCGCUCUCGCACAGCGACCUCCACCAGGACCUUUAGCCGGGCAGAGCCGAGGUUUAAAGAAUUCCAUGGAGCCGUUGAGGCCUCGCAGAUCUUUUAUGUCUGUAGUCGAAAUGAAAAUUGCACAAAAUAGCAUCCCAGAAAUCUUCUCCUUUUAUAUUAUGUCACUCAAGCUGCUUUGAUGUCCAAAUUUACUUUCAGAAUAAAGUCAAUUUAAUCAUGGAAGUUUAUAUAGAUUGUGACACAGAAUUGUGGAGGAUGGUUAAAUAUCAAAUGUAUAUGAAUUACCCUCCAUUAAAUAAUCAGAAUAACAUAUAUAGAGAUGAGUUACUAAGAGAUACGCCUCCUUAUCGUUACAGAGUUAACGCCCUUCGUUGCGUGCCGUCUCUAAAUGUUGAGAGAUAAUCCACGUCUGUUCUUCAGCUUCCAGAUUUGAAUGUUCUUCAUAUCAUGAAAUGUUGUUUAACUUUGAUAUUCCUAUCCUCACGUGUUACAUAUUUAAUUAUCCAAGAGUAUUUAUUUAUUUGAGUGUUAUUUAUUUAAUUUAAAGGAAUGUGUAUUUAUUAUAGCUCGAUGUUGCACUGAGUCCUUCACUGUAUUUUGAUGUAUUUUUCUGUGUUUUGAAACGUAUAAAGCAAUGUUUUACUUGU
Molecule: messenger RNA, 2192 nt
Organism: Cyclopterus lumpus (lumpfish)
Lineage: Eukaryota; Metazoa; Chordata; Actinopteri; Perciformes; Cyclopteridae
Product: transmembrane prolyl 4-hydroxylase-like
Exons: 9
Coding region: 94-1581 (495 amino acids)
Biological process (GO): peptidyl-proline hydroxylation to 4-hydroxy-L-proline
Cellular component (GO): endoplasmic reticulum
Molecular function (GO): iron ion binding; procollagen-proline 4-dioxygenase activity; L-ascorbic acid binding
Source: RefSeq, a predicted model, not a curated record